UUCCACCAUAAAAUCUCUCUGAUUUCUCAGCACAAAUAAGAAGAACCAAGAGAUCUCAUCAUGGCCGUCGAUCUAAUGCGUUUCCCUAAGAUGAUGGAUGAUCAAAAGGCUAUCCAGGAGGCUGCAUCGCAAGGUUUACAGAGUAUGGAUCACCUGAUUCGCAUCCUCUCUAACCGCCCCGAACAACACAACAACAACAACAACAACGUUGACUGCUCUCAGCUCACCGAUUUCACCGUCUCCAAAUUCAAAACCGUCAUUUCUCUCCUUAACCGUACCGGUCGCGCCCGCUUCAGACGCGCUCCGGUUCACUCUUCUCCUCUGAAACAACAGAGUCAGCUCGUUAAUAUCGCUGCCCCACCGGAGACUCCGACGAGAACGACGGCGAAUCUCUCUCAAAUCGUUCCUCCUCCUCCACAACCAUCGGUUGUUGUUACUCCGUCGAGCUUCGUUCACUCGAAUCAGCCGAGCGUAACACUCGAUUUCACUAAACCCAGCAUCUUCGGAUCCAAAUCCAAGAGCUCUGAGCUCGAAUUCGCCAAGGAAAGCUUCAGUGUCUCUUUAAACUCUUCGUACAUGUCGUCGGCGAUAACCGGCGACGGUAGCGUUUCCAAGGGAUCCUCAAUCUUCCUCGGGUCAGCUCCGGUUAACUCCUCCGGAAAGCCACCGUUGGCUGGUCAUCCUUACAGAAAGAGAUGCCUCGAGCACGAGCACUCCGAGGAUUUCUCCGGCAAGAUCUCCGGCUCCGGCCACGGCAAGUGCCAUUGCAAAAAAAGCAGAAAAAAUCGGAUGAGGAGAACCGUGAGAGUACCGGCGAUAAGUGCAAAGAUCGCCGAUAUUCCACCGGACGAGUUUUCAUGGAGGAAGUACGGACAAAAACCGAUCAAGGGCUCACCACACCCACGUGGUUACUACAAGUGCAGUACGUUUAGAGGGUGUCCAGCGAGGAAACACGUGGAACGAGCAUUGGAUGAUCCUGCGAUGCUUAUCGUGACUUACGAAGGAGAGCACCGUCAUAACCAGUCCGCGAUGCAGGAGAAUAUUUCUUCUUCAGGCGUUAAUGAUUUGGUGUUUGCCUCCGCAUAACUUUGACUUGUAUUGUUUAUUUUAUUUUUUUGAGCACUAGAGGGAUUGAUUUGUAAAUUUUUUGUACUAAAAUGUUUUGAUUAGAAAAAAUUAGUCUGAAAUAUAUAAAUAUAUCAUAAUAUA
This is a messenger RNA of Eutrema salsugineum, 1209 nucleotides long. Its product is annotated as probable WRKY transcription factor 11. The coding region runs from base 61 to 1086 and encodes 341 amino acids. Lineage: Eukaryota; Viridiplantae; Streptophyta; Magnoliopsida; Brassicales; Brassicaceae. Gene Ontology annotation, molecular function: sequence-specific DNA binding; DNA-binding transcription factor activity. The record is from RefSeq and is a predicted model, not a curated record. The transcript is spliced from 3 exons. Gene Ontology annotation, biological process: regulation of DNA-templated transcription.